AUGUCCGCAGGUCAUGACGAGGCCUUCGCCUCCAUCAGGCAACAACUACAGGAGGUAUACGACAUCCUCUCUCUUGUCGAGGAAACGCACCCUCGCAAACACAAGCGCCAUUCGCCCACGGCAGUCAAGGGUCGAAUCCAUUCCAUGAUCACCGAAAUCGACGUGUUCUGCACGAGGCCAGCACUUGACGGACCGAGUUUCCCGCACAUUUUGGACCGCGUACUCGCCCUUUCCGACUAUGAGGGCUUGAUGGCACUGAGGGGCGUUAAUAAGGCACUCAACGCCAAGGCCGACGCGCGCCUCUUCGCGCAUGUCGCCCUCAUCUCUCCCUCCACCUCCACCUCGCUAGUGAACAAGAUCAAGCAUCGGGUUGGCAUUGCCGUCGGCCCAGGCGGCUUCGUCCUCUGCACACCUGGUUCUGCCCACUUCCUUCCCCAUUUCCCGUCCACACCAAUCUCGGCCGAACGCGCGGCUCUCAUAAAAGCCGUCGACUACUACGGCCCGCGUCCGUCGCCGCACGUCCAAGAAGCAAUUACGGCCCUGCAAGACGUCGAGCUAUGGCGUUCCGAGGCUCCGUUCGCUGCUGAUUCUGACCAAGGUGCGCCGGAUCUCACCCGAGGCGUGGCCGUGGCAAAUUUCCCAAUCAUUACAAAGGAGGACACGACGUUUACGGUCCGCGUCCCGCCGCACACUACGGCGGUCGUGCACCUCACGUGGCCUGACCGGGACAUGGGGCGGGACGAGACACCCGUCAUUGUCGACUUGUUCGCUGCACCGGGCUCUGACGCCUACAUUGUUGUGGAGAAACCCGAGGCGGACGCCCAACUCCCUCUCUCCAACCUGCGAGACGAGUUGGGGUUCUACCUCGGCGCGGGUGUGGCCGAGGCUUUCCCAAGGGGGACGGAUGAGCGGCCCCGAGUCACAAUCGUCGGACUGGAGGGGCUGUAUCCAAACGUGGAUGCGACUACAACAGCGACGUUCACGCAACGCUGUCUACGCCAGCUGGAGAGUUACAUCUCGGAGCGGUACGGCGUCGAGGUCAAUCAGCAUGUUGGGGCGAUGACACUCGAUGAGUGGGAGGACGCGUGGCGGGAUCGCGAGUGGGGAAGGUUAGCCAUGAACCCCCACCUCGCGUAUACGAGUAACGAGGUCGCGCUGAGCUUAUGGUGA
This is a messenger RNA of Cutaneotrichosporon cavernicola, 1170 nucleotides long. RefSeq lists its product as uncharacterized. The record is from RefSeq and is a predicted model, not a curated record. The transcript is spliced from 3 exons. The coding region runs from base 1 to 1170 and encodes 389 amino acids. Lineage: Eukaryota; Fungi; Basidiomycota; Tremellomycetes; Trichosporonales; Trichosporonaceae.